CCAAGUCCAGUCCAUAAACCCUUUGAUCCUAUAAAAAAACGCAACCCUAAAACCCUGGACACUUAACCCUAAUCAUCUGCUACGAUACUCAGUCUCAGCCUUUGCAGAAGCAGCAAUCUUUAACCGGCAAAGCAAUCAGACAUGGCGGCCUAUGCAGCAAUUAAGCCGGUGACAAAGCCUGGCUAUGAAGAAGCCCAAGAUUCCCUUCACAAGAUCAGAAUCACCCUCUCCUCCAAAAAUGUCAAAAAUCUCGAAAAGGUGUGUGCUGAUUUGGUCCGUGGAGCCAAGGACAAGACUUUGAGGGUCAAGGGACCUGUCAGGAUGCCCACCAAGGUUCUCCGCAUUACAACUAGAAAGGCUCCAUGUGGUGAAGGUACCAACACAUGGGACAGAUUUGAGCUCCGUAUCCACAAGCGUAUUAUUGACCUAUUCAGCUCGCCUGAGGUGGUAAAGCAGAUUACUUCUAUUACCAUUGAACCAGGUGUUGAGGUUGAGGUCACCAUUGCUGAUCCAUAGAAGAUCUAAGCUUGCUUUGAUGGCUUUUUGGUGUUCUUAUGAUAUACGUAUGAUCAUCAUGUCAUUUAAAGUGUCUUGAGUAGUAGUUAUGGCGUACAAAUAAAUUUUUGGAGUAGAAACAGAUUUGUUUAGUUUUUCAGAAGCAACCGUACUGUCAAUUUCUGUUUCAAGGAUGCAAUUUGACAAUGAUAAUAUUAUUAAAUAUGAUUAUUUUUUUUGAGAUA
This is a messenger RNA of Daucus carota subsp. sativus, 740 nucleotides long. RefSeq names its product small ribosomal subunit protein uS10y. The record is from RefSeq and is a predicted model, not a curated record. NCBI's taxonomy places the organism in Eukaryota, Viridiplantae, Streptophyta, Magnoliopsida, Apiales, Apiaceae. Gene Ontology annotation, molecular function: structural constituent of ribosome. The transcript is spliced from 3 exons. The coding region runs from base 142 to 516 and encodes 124 amino acids. Gene Ontology annotation, cellular component: ribosome; cytosolic small ribosomal subunit. Gene Ontology annotation, biological process: translation.